CAGCAGCUGCCAAAAUGGAUGCAGAGAAGCAAGAGAGCAACAACGAAAAGGCCAUCGAAGCUGGCGCCAUGGGCAGAACAUUGGAAAUAACGAAGCCGGAAGCACAGCAGCAGCAGCAGCAGCAGCAGGCGCCGCCGGAGCACACUGCAAAGCAUGCCGACAAGGAUGUGGAGAGCACGGUGAAGCGGCGACAUGCGACCAGCAAUCUGGAGGCAGCCACACAUCUGUUCAAGGGCAGCGUCGGCGCAGGCCUCUUUGCCAUGGGCGAUUGCUUCAAGAAUGGCGGCCUGGUGGGCUCCACAUUGAUGCUGCCCAUAAUUGCGAUCAUGUGCGUGCACUGCGAACGACUGCUCAUACGCGGCUCCCUGCUGGCCGUUGCCAAGACGCCCGGCGCCACCUUUUACGAUUACCCGGAGACGGUGGAGAAGUGCUUCGAGUACGGGCCACGACCUUUGCGCUGCAUGUCGCGCGCCAUGAAGCUCAUCGUCGAGAUGUUUCUCUGUGUUACGCAAUUCGGUUUCUGUGCCAUCUACUUUGUGUUCAUCACGGAAAAUCUCUACCAGGUGCUGCAACAGAAUGGCAUAGACAUCAGCAUGAGCAUGGUAAUGCUGAUUACUCUGCUGCCGGCAAUGAUACCUUCCCUGAUGACGAACCUUAAGUAUAUAUCGCCAGUAUCGCUGCUGGCCAACUUUGCGCUGUUAUUUGGCUUGAUUGCCACACUGACGAUUGCCUUCUCGGACGGUCCGAUGCCAUCAGUUGCGGAACGGCAUUAUUUUACGGGCGGCAGCCAGCUGGCGCUGUUCUUUGGCACCGCACUCUUCUCAUACGAGGGCAUUGCCCUGAUCCUGCCGCUACGCAAUUCGAUGCGCGAACCCGACAAUUUUAGCAGCCGAUUCGGUGUACUCAACGUAACGAUGCUGUUCAUCACGGCGCUGUUCAUCUUCACGGGAUUUGUUAGCUAUGUGCGCUGGGGCGAGUAUGUUGCCGGCAGCAUUACGCUAAAUCUGAAUGUCGAGGAUGUCAUGUCGCAGGUCGUUAAGAUGGUCGCCGCUUUGGGCGUCUUCUUUGGCUAUCCCAUACAGUUUUUCGUGAUGAUGAAAAUACUGUGGCCGCCCGUUAAGCGUGCCAAUGGCUGUGCCCAAAAGUAUCCGAUUACCAUGCAGGUGGGCCUGCGUUUCGUCAUGAUCAUGAUGACUUUUUGUGUCGCCCUGGUGGUGCCCCAAUUGAAUCUAUUUAUCUCGCUAAUCGGUGCAUUAUGCUCAACCUCGCUGGCAUUUGUUAUACCUGUGAUCAUUGAUUUUGUGACACGCACCCAGGUGCCCAAGGGCCUUGGCACCUGGAUCUAUUUCAAGAAUAUCGCCAUUCUAACAAUCGCCCUGCUGGGCAUUGUCACGGGCACAUAUCAGAGCAUUGUAGAGAUUAUUAGAGAGUUUAACUAGUAGUAGUAGGGCUUAAUGGGCCCCUAGUGCUUGCCAAGUAUUUUGUAAAUAUGCUGUAAACGUGUGAAAUACCUUAUAACGUUUCAUUGUCCUUCUAAGUUAAGUCUUAUAUAUAUAUAUAGUAUUUUUUUUUUUUGUUUGUGCUAUUAUAUGUUAUUAAUUUUAAGUUGUGCCUGCCGUGCCUGUUUAUAUGUGGCCCGAUUGAUUUAAUCGUCAACUGUUAAUUGGCUUUCAAAGAAACGAAACUAGAUAAAA
Messenger RNA from Drosophila novamexicana, 1694 nucleotides. RefSeq names its product proton-coupled amino acid transporter-like protein pathetic. The transcript has 5 exons. Bases 15 to 1439 code for a protein of 474 amino acids. Gene Ontology annotation, biological process: amino acid transmembrane transport. The record is from RefSeq and is a predicted model, not a curated record. Gene Ontology annotation, molecular function: amino acid transmembrane transporter activity. Gene Ontology annotation, cellular component: vacuolar membrane. NCBI's taxonomy places the organism in Eukaryota, Metazoa, Arthropoda, Insecta, Diptera, Drosophilidae.